Molecule: messenger RNA, 324 nt
Organism: Macroventuria anomochaeta
Lineage: Eukaryota; Fungi; Ascomycota; Dothideomycetes; Pleosporales; Didymellaceae
Exons: 2
Coding region: 1-324 (107 amino acids)
Cellular component (GO): NatC complex
Source: RefSeq, a predicted model, not a curated record
AUGGACAACGAACAAGCCACAUUUUGGCUCUCGCAGUUCAUUGGCAAGAAUCUGCGCAUUCAUGCUUCUGACGGGCGGGUGUUUGGCGGCCAGAUGAAGUGCACUGACAAGGACUGCAAUAUUAUCCUUUCACUUGCGUAUGAGUACCGUGCGCCAUCUCUUGAGGCCAUUCGCAAGCCUAUUGAAGAGUCCGGAAACUCAUCUGCGAAGGUGACUUGGAACAGCCGCUACGUGGGCUUGGUUGUCGUGCCAGGAAAGCAUGUCAAGAAGAUCGAGUUCGAAGAGAGCACGCUGCCAGGUCAAAAGAGUGGGAUCACCUUGUAA